Molecule: messenger RNA, 2928 nt
Organism: Sciurus carolinensis (gray squirrel)
Lineage: Eukaryota; Metazoa; Chordata; Mammalia; Rodentia; Sciuridae
Product: zinc finger protein ZFP2-like
Exons: 3
Coding region: 124-2361 (745 amino acids)
Biological process (GO): regulation of DNA-templated transcription
Source: RefSeq, a predicted model, not a curated record
UCGCGAGCCCGCCAUUCUUCAGAUCUCUGUGCAGACUCGCUGUCCUGCGCUCCUCCUGCGGGUGUGGCGCCACCAGGAGGUGCCGGAAACCCCGGAGAGAGCGCCGGGUUCCCGACGCCCGGGAUGGCGCUGUUGACACUCAGGGACGUGGCCAUCGAUUUCUCUGAAGAGGAGUGGGAAUGCCUGGAGCCAGCUCAGAGGAGUCUAUACCGAGAAGUGAUGUUGGAGACCUGCAGAAACCUGGUCUUCCUGGUCAUGACCUCUCAUCACACCCAGGAAAUUUCACCAGAGCCCAGCAUAGAACACUUAUUUAAGAAAGUGAUAAAGAGAAGAUAUGGAAAUUGUGACCUUGACUAUUUACAACAGAAGGAAGUACUGUACAGUCUAGGUGAGAGUGAAGGUCAGAAAUCAUAUCACACAGGACAAGACAAAUUAGUAGUGACUGUGCAUAAUGAACACUUUACUGUCAACAGACCUCACGACCAUUUCAUAGCUCAGAACAGCAUUCAAUGUAUAGCUGAAGGACGAGUUUCUCAAAGUGAUCAUUUUGAAAGUUUCUUUACAAACUGUCCAUUAUUCUGCAAUGAACAAAGAAUUCCUUCCUGUGCCCAAACAUACACUUUUAAUGAUUGUGGGAAUGUCCCUUUGCACUCAUUACUGCUUAAUCAAAAUUCAGAUGUAGAUUUUUGUAAAAUAUGCAACACCUGCAAUGAAGCAAACAACACCUUCAGCCGGGUUUCUGCCCCGAGCAAUUAUAUUGGAGGAAAAAAGCAUGAAUGUAUCAAGACACAGAAGAACUUCAGCUUUGGUUGCAAUACGAGAAAACACGAGUGUGCUCACUGUGCACAGAACCUUUACCAUGACAACAGGUGUGGGAAAGUCCCUCCUCAGUGCUCAGAGCUCAUUGCCCCUCCAGGUGCUCAGAGCCAAGAGAAGCCUUGCACAUGUGAGGAAUGUGAGAGAGCUUCCCAUCCAACUGCAAGACCUCCUGAACACAGUGGAGCUCAGCCUGCAAGGGAGCCACGCAAAGUGAAGGAGCGUGUCCAAGCAUGGAGUUCUGCACCCCUUUCUAAACAGGACGGGUACCACAGUAGUGAUCAACACGACAAGUUUAAAGAAUGUGGCAAAACUUUGAAUCAAGGACCACCCCCUGUUAAGCAGCACAGAAUUCAUACUGCAGAGAAACCCUACAAAUGUGAACAAUGUGGCAAAUCCUUUAAAAAUUGCUCAACCCUUUCUAAACACCCAAGAUGUCAUAGCAGUGGGGAAACCUACAAAUGUAAAGACUGUGACAAAAUGUUUAAGAAUAUUUCAACCCUUACUCAACCCCAAAGCACUCAUGCAACAGAGAAGCCCCACAGAUGUGAAGAAUGUGGCAAAAGUUUUACUAAAAGAGGACACCUUACUCAACACCAGAAAAUUCAUACUGGAGGAAAGCCCUACAAAUGUGAAGUAUGUAGUAAAACUUUUAAUAAACCUUCAUCCUUUACCAGACACCAGAGAAUUCAUACAGGAGAGAAGCCCUACAAAUGUGAAGAGUGUGGCAAAGCUUUUAAUCGAAGAUCACACCUUACUCAACAUCAGACAAUUCAUACAGGAGAAAAGCCCUACAAAUGUGAAGAAUGUGGGAAAAGUUUUACCCAAAGUUCAAACCUUAUUCAACACCAGAGAAUUCAUACUGGAGAGAAGCCCUACAAGUGUGAAGAAUGUGGGAAAGGUUUCACUCAAAGAGUACACCUUAUUCAACACCAGAGAUUUCAUACUAAAGAGAAGCCAUACAAGUGUGAAGAAUGUGGGAAAGAUUUUACUCAAAGUUCAUGCCUUUCCAAACACCAGAGAAUUCAUACUAGAGAGAAGCCCUACAAAUGUAAUGAAUGUGGGAAAGAUUUUAAUCUAAGAGCACAUCUUACUCGACACCAGAGAUCUCAUACUAUGGAGAAGCCCUACAAAUGCAAUGAAUGUGGGAAAGGUUUUAAUCUAAGAGUAUGUUUUACUCGACACCAGAGAAUUCAUACUGGAGAGAAACCCUACAAAUGUGAAGAGUGUGGCAAAGCUUUUAAUCAAAGAUCACACCUUACUCGACACCAGACAAUUCAUACUGGAGAGAAGUCAUACAAGUGUGAAAAAUGCGGGAAAGGUUUUACUGAAAGUUCCUGCCUUAUUCGACACCAGAGAAUUCAUACUAGAAAGAAGCCCUAUAAAUGUGAACAUGGUGCCAAAGACUGUAAGGAUGGUGUAACCCUCAUUGCACACUACAGGAAUCACAAUAGAGAAGAGUUAUACAAAGGCCAAAAUGUGAGAAAGUCUCUAACGUUGUUCACACCUUACUCAGCACUGGAGAAUUAUAAUGGGGAGAGAUAAUACAAGUGUAAAAACUGUUGCAGACCUUUUCACAAUUGCUCAACCAUUAUUAGUCACUGGAGAAUUCAUGCAUAGAAACCUAAACAGUGUAAAACAGUGUGCCCAAGACUUUACUCAAAUUUCACACUUUAUUUAACAUUAGAAACCUGAUACCUACAGGGAAUGAGGAAACACAUUUACCUGAAAUAUAUGCCUCAGAAAAUAGCAAAAUAUCUAUAAUGAAGACAAUGCCAUGAGAAAUAUAAAGAAUGCAGGAAAGCCCUUACCUGUAACUCAUAUCUUGAUAUAUGUGAGAAGGGAAUGAAGAAUUAACUUUUGCUUAGAAUUUAUUAAACAUCCUUAGCUUAUGUGGUAGGAAAAAAAGAUAUCCUCACAAAUAUAGAAUAAUGCAGAAAAUUUGUCCCUGGAAUGAUAUAAAUUUAUUAUAAAUCAAAGAUUUCUCAAUAUCCUCACUUUUGAGUACUGGAGAAAACAAUUCUAACAUAGAUCAUUUUAUCAGAAGAUUUGCUCCUGAGAGUUGUUAAUCUAUAUUUUUGAGACUUCACAGUAAAUUUUGAAAUACUUUAU